This is a messenger RNA of Staurois parvus, 297 nucleotides long. The record is from the annotation of a GenBank genome assembly. NCBI's taxonomy places the organism in Eukaryota, Metazoa, Chordata, Amphibia, Anura, Ranidae.
CUCCUCUAUGAGGAAGCAAAACCCCUGACCUCUGUCUGACCAGUGCUGAUUGGCCCUGUGCUGAUCACAUGCACUCUCCCAAGAAGAAAACAAACCUCUCUAGCAAUACACACCAAACUGAGCAUGUGCAAAAUGCCUAUGGUUCAGUCUGUCUUACCAGGAGAAGAGGAGCAACAGAGCAGUCAGGGUCAAAUGGCCUUUUUACACAAUGCAUAGGAUUAACCCCUUAGGUUCCACAGUGAGUAUAACAAGCAUGCUUUACUGCAUAACAGGCUGAUUUUACUGUUGUGGGUUUAG